Messenger RNA from Prosopis cineraria, 1576 nucleotides. RefSeq names its product sucrose-phosphatase 1-like. NCBI's taxonomy places the organism in Eukaryota, Viridiplantae, Streptophyta, Magnoliopsida, Fabales, Fabaceae. The coding region runs from base 162 to 1412 and encodes 416 amino acids. The transcript has 9 exons. The record is from RefSeq and is a predicted model, not a curated record. Gene Ontology annotation, biological process: sucrose biosynthetic process. Gene Ontology annotation, molecular function: magnesium ion binding; sucrose-phosphate phosphatase activity.
CAUGAAAGAAGCGCCAACGAAUUUCGAUCCGAUUCUUCGUUCUCGGUUGAUCUCUACCCAUUCCAUUCAUCUUCCGCAUCUCAAUUACCUUCUCCCAAUCCUUCUUGUCUUCUCAAAUAUCUAAAACACUUGCAGGAUUAAAUCGGGGAUUGAUUGACAACAUGGAUAGGCUAAAAUCUCCUGCUCGUCUCAUGAUUGUCUCAGAUCUUGAUCACACAAUGGUUGAUCACCAUGAUGCUGAGAACCUUUCCCUCCUCCGCUUUAAUGCCCUCUGGGAAGCCUACCAUCGUCACGAUUCUCUGCUAGUUUUCUCAACUGGAAGGUCACCUACACUUUACAAAAAAUUGAGGAAGGAGAAACCCAUGAUAACUCCUGAUAUAACCAUAAUGUCAGUGGGAACUGAGAUAACUUAUGGUAAAUCAAUGGUGCCAGAUGUUGGGUGGGAAGAAUUUUUGAAUCAGAAAUGGGACAGGAAUAUUGUCAUUAAGGAAGCAAGCAAAUUUUCUGAACUUACUUGUCAGGCAGAAUCAGAGCAGCGACCCCACAAAGUAAGUUUUUAUAUCAAAAAAGAUAAGGCUCAAAAUGUGAUAGAAGCUCUUUCUGAGACAUUGCAAAAGCGUGGGUUGGAUGUUAAAAUUAUAUAUAGUGGAGGAAUUGAUUUGGACAUAUUACCACAAGGUGCUGGCAAAGGUCAAGCUCUUGCAUAUCUGCUAAAAAAAUUUGAGACUGAGGGAAAGCGCCCCAUUGACACACUUGUCUGUGGUGACUCUGGAAAUGAUGCCGAGUUAUUCAGCAUUCCAGGAGUCUAUGGUGUCAUGGUGAGCAAUGCCCAAGAAGAGUUAUUGCAGUGGUAUGCCAAAAAUGUCAAAGACAACCCCAAAAUUAUCCAUGCCACAGAGCGAUGUGCAUCUGGGAUUAUACAAGCCAUUGGUCACUUUAAGUUAGGCACAAACCAGACUCCAAGAGAUGUUUCAGACGUUGCAAAAGAUGUUGAAAAUGCAUCUCCAGGACAUGAAAUCGUAAAAAUUAAUUUGUUGAGUGAAAAGUGGAGACGUGCUGAAGUUGAGAAGUCUGAGCAGUUCCUUGCAGGUUUAGAAGCAGUUUAUGAUCCGUCUGGCACUUUUAUUCAUCCCUCUGGUUCUGAACAUCAAAUUGGGGUGCUUGUAAAAUUUCUCAGAGAUUCCUAUGGGGACAAGCAGGGAAAACAAUAUAGGAUUUGGGUGGACGGGGUGUUGGCUACUCAGCUUAGUUCAGAUGCUUGGCUGGUGAAGUUUGAUGUGUGGGAGUCAUGUGGUGAGAUGCUGCAAGGAUGUGUGAAUUCUGUCAUACUAAGGAAAAAGGAUUCGGGCCAGUUCAGCUGGGUGCAUGUGCAUCAGACAUGGUUGGAACAGCCAGCAGGGAAAGGUGCUUAAUUGCUUUAGCAGGUUCCUGAGGCAUAAUUCUAAGUUCUAGAGUAUCUUGUGAUUCGUUCUGCAAUAAAUCUGCUUCGAUAUGCCACUAAUUUCUGAAUAUUAACUGUAUCAAGAUCGAUCAUGUGAAGAUGUCUUUUAUUAUAUGUAAUUAUACUUUGAAGCUC